This is a messenger RNA of Dipodomys ordii (Ord's kangaroo rat), 2546 nucleotides long. It is a transcript of the gene Rspry1, whose product is annotated as ring finger and SPRY domain containing 1. Bases 1 to 1101 code for a protein of 366 amino acids. Lineage: Eukaryota; Metazoa; Chordata; Mammalia; Rodentia; Heteromyidae. The record is from RefSeq and is a predicted model, not a curated record. Gene Ontology annotation, cellular component: cytoplasm. The transcript has 11 exons. Gene Ontology annotation, molecular function: protein binding; ubiquitin-protein transferase activity.
AUGGCAGAAACAGGUCCUGCAAGUAUAGGUUUACUUAGCCCAGGAAUACUGGAAUAUUUGCUACAGUGUCUGAAGUUACAGUCCCACCCCACUGUCAUGCUUUUUGCACUUAUCGCACUGGAAAAGUUUGCACAGACAAGUGAAAAUAAAUUGACUAUCUCCGAAUCCAGUAUUAGCGACAGGCUUGUCACAUUAGAGUCCUGGGCUUAUGAACCUGAUUAUCUGAAACGUCAAGUUGGCUUCUGUGCCCAGUGGAGUUUAGACAAUCUCUUUUUAAAAGAAGGUAGACAACUGACUUAUGAGAAAGUGGACUUGAGUAGCAUUAGGGCCAUGCUGAAUAGCAAUGAUGUCAGCGAGUACCUGAAGAUCUCACCUCAUGGCUUGGAGGCUCGCUGUGAUGCCUCCUCUUUUGAAAGUGUGCGCUGCACGUUUUGUGUAGAUGCUGGAGUAUGGUACUAUGAAGUAACUGUGGUCACCUCUGGUGUCAUGCAGAUUGGCUGGGCCACUAGAGACAGCAAGUUUCUCAAUCAUGAAGGGUAUGGCAUUGGGGAUGAUGAAUACUCCUGUGCGUAUGAUGGCUGCCGGCAGCUGAUUUGGUACAAUGCCAGAAGUAAGCCUCAUGCACACCCAUGCUGGAAAGAAGGAGACACAGUCGGGUUUCUGUUAGACUUGAAUGAAAAGCAAAUGAUCUUCUUUUUAAAUGGCAACCAGCUGCCUCCUGAGAAGCAAGUCUUUUCAUCUACUGUAUCUGGAUUUUUCGCUGCAGCUAGUUUCAUGUCAUAUCAACAAUGUGAGUUCAAUUUUGGAGCAAAACCAUUCAAGUACCCUCCAUCUAUGAAAUUCAGCACUUUUAAUGACUAUGCCUUCCUAACAGCUGAAGAAAAAAUAAUUUUGCCAAGGCACAGGCGUCUGGCUCUGUUGAAACAAGUCAGCAUCCGUGAGAACUGCUGCUCCCUUUGUUGUGAUGAAGUAGCAGACACACAGCUGAAGCCAUGUGGACACAGCGACCUGUGCAUGGAUUGUGCCUUGCAACUGGAGACCUGCCCAUUGUGUCGUAAAGAAAUAGUGUCUAGAGUCAGACAGAUUUCUCAUAUUUCAUGACACAUGUGAAGAGGCGUCAUGGACUCAUUUCUACUCAAUUCCAGCCAAUGUCAAAAAGAAAAAGAAAAAAAAUCCAUCUCGAAUCAGUUGUACGCACAUUGAAACUUAUAGCCAUGGCCAGAUUUUAUGCUAAAAAUGGUAGUUUCUCAAAGACAAAAUUCUCUUAGAAUCUAAUCCAACUUGCCAGCCCUGAAUUCCUUUUAAGGCCAAGGAAAGCUGAACGCCAGCAGCCAGGCCUGUGGUACUUCCAUGAAAAUCAAUAAGUGACAAUGCCCUCUGAGUGCGGAAACCACCAGAACUCUCCAUGUUGGGUUCAUUUGAUUGUUUAACAGGGGAUGCUUUGUGUCACAAUCUGAAGUUUUUAUUUGGGGGAGGAGUCCUUUUAGAGACGUGAGUGACAGUGUUUCUUGGGGUCAACAUCACCUGUCAGGUGUACAGGUCAUUUGGCACGGAUGUUGCAUGGCAGACCUGAGUCUGUAAAAGUAAAAUUCCACAGGUCAUCACCACAGCAACAUGGAGAACCUGAAGGAAGGUGUAGAAAAAAAACUGUAGAAAAAAAACCCAAAUUUUUUUAUACUUCAGUGAUUCCAAAGAACAUUCUAGUUUUUUUUAACUGCAGAAAAUUGGUGGUAUUUUCACAUUCAUGGUGUUUCUAUCCAAUCUCCGUACCCAUAUUUUAUGAGGAAAAAAAAUGUUUUACCAAUGCAGAAGGAAUUCUUAAAUCAACUGUAAUGUUAGACUGGAGAAAAUUUGGUAUUUAGGGUAUUUUUAAGGUACCAUUCAAAUCAGGUUUUUUUGUUGUUGUUUGGUUUUUUUGUUUAAAAAUUUUUUUAAUCAGUAUUGUUUUGGGAAGUAAUACACUUUGAAACUCUUGAACCAGUAGUCUCAAAAACUCUAAAGGACAGUCUGAGAACACUUAUUUCUGUUGUUUUAAAUAAAUACAUGUUUUUGAAUAGUAAUUCAAUCAUGGAUUGUUGACUGUCUUCAUCAAAAGUGUUUAUCCCUCUCAGGGUCUCUGGUGAAGACCUUCAAGAGUUCGAUUUUUUUUUUCUCCCAGAAAAUUGGAAGGUAGAACUGUAAAUUCAUAGAGCUUACUUUAUAAUGGUGUACCUCAGCAGCUGCCUUUCAAUUUACGCCAAGUCCUUACUGAGUUUAUACUUGAACAGUAAAUAUGUCUUCUGAGUUUUACAGCGUCUUAAACUCAAUGCACAUUUUUUCCUCCUUUCCCACCCUUUCUUGUUUAUAGUUCAUUAAAUCUGUCCAUUACAGAGAUUUCCUUCCUGGCUGUACUUGUUGGGGUGCUGGAUUUUUUUCCAUGUCUCUAGUCUUCCAUAAAUGCAAAAAAAUAUAUAUAUAUAAAUAUACAUCUAUAGAGAUAUAUGUUCUCUUUAGCUUGUGGUGAAUACAGUAAUUUGCAUUGAAGAAUAAAACAUCUGUUGCCUUUU